AUGGCAUUUUUUCUAAUAAAAGUGACAUUUCGAGAUGUUCGUCUUAUAGACGAAGCUUAUAAUAAUAAUUAUGAUAUGGCUUGUGUUCAAAAAAAUUUUGAUGAUAAUGCUUUUAUUAGAAUGGAAAGAGAAUCUUCACUUCUUUUUUAUAUUCAAUCAUUUUUAUUUCUCAUGGGUUUAGAUGCGGUAAUACGUCAGUAUAUGCCUCAAAUUAAACUUGUUGCGUUCAUGAGUAUUCUUAUUGCUCUUUUCGGAUUUACCCAAAUCGCAGAAACCAAAAUUAAAACCGAUCAAUUUAAUAAUAAAUGUGGACAAAGUCAACCACUCGAUCCCAGUUAUUUCACCAAUGAUGUUCCAAAUAUUAUCAUGACUUCUUCAUUAGUUUGUUUUUUGGUAUAUCUUACAUUCAAGAUGAAUAAAGAAUUUGGAGGACUUAUUUAUAAGAAAAUUGGAACUGAUAAGAAAAUGCAAAAAAUGUUUAAAACACGGCUUUCGUUCAUUAUGUUAUAUAAAGCCAAUGGGUUCUUUAUUCUCUUUUUGUUCGUUCCUACUUUGGCAUUGGUUAUAUCAUGUAUUCGUAAUUUCGAUAAAUAUGGUAAAAUUACUUUAGCAUUUUCAGUAUUACAUGUAAUUUUUUCGGGAGUUGCUUUGAGAGUAUUGUUUCUUGCUGGUAGAUCGGUUAAAAAAGAAAACACUGUAAGAUUACAACAAUUUAUUAGAACUUGGGGAUUUGUUUCAAUUGAUUGGAUCAUAUUGUUUGCGGUUUGCUAUAUGCGUGGUGUUAUUGGACCUUUCUUUAUAACAUUCUUUGGAAUGAGAGAAUACGUUGGACAAGAAAUGUAUAAUCGAAAAUUACAAUCGUUUGUACCAGUUAUAAAAGUAUAUGACAAUGAACAUAUUCCAUCUUCAUUAGAAAAACCUGCGCCGGUAGCCAUUAUUGAUAGAAGUAAUGAUUUUAAUGAUACCAAAGAAUUUAAGAAUCAAGAUUCUUAUAUUGAUAAUGCAUAA
Molecule: messenger RNA, 1008 nt
Organism: Diversispora eburnea
Lineage: Eukaryota; Fungi; Glomeromycota; Glomeromycetes; Diversisporales; Diversisporaceae
Source: the annotation of a GenBank genome assembly